Molecule: messenger RNA, 2844 nt
Organism: Ruditapes philippinarum (Manila clam)
Lineage: Eukaryota; Metazoa; Mollusca; Bivalvia; Venerida; Veneridae
Product: epidermal retinol dehydrogenase 2-like
Exons: 7
Coding region: 138-1181 (347 amino acids)
Cellular component (GO): lipid droplet
Molecular function (GO): oxidoreductase activity, acting on the CH-OH group of donors, NAD or NADP as acceptor
Source: RefSeq, a predicted model, not a curated record
UAUCACUGACAAUCGGGUUAAAGGUCACGCGGUUAAAGGUGAAACAGCUGAUUAAAAACAAACUUUUUCAGCUGAACGAUGACACUCGUACACAGAGACUGCUCGAUAUUUAUACAGCGACACAAUAUUGGAAUACGAUGACUGAAGAUACACCUUUAAGUAUUCUUGUAGAAGGAGUGCACGUGACAUAUACAGUGAUCAAAGCAUUGAUAUUAUCAAUAUUCAGAUUUUUCGUACCAGCAAAUAGGAAAAGUGUUCAGGGAGAGAUUGUAUUAGUUACUGGAAGCGGCGGUGCUAUAGGGAGCCGUAUAUGCACUGAAUUUAGUAGAUUAGGGGCCACGCUAGUAUUAUGGGAUAUUAAUGAACGUGCAAAUGAACAAACAGCCGAGAAAAUAAGAACAAGUGGUGGAAAGUGUUUUACGUACACUGUAGAUGUUGGUAACCAUGACGAUGUCUAUAAAACAGGUCAGAAAGUCACGGACGAGGUCGGAGAGGUGACCAUACUCGUUAAUAACGCUGCCGUCGUGAUAGGUCGUAAAUUGUUAGACUGUCCCGACCAUGAGAUUGAGAAAACAUUUGAUGUUAACUUACUCGCACAGUUUUGGACAGUAAAAUGUUUUCUGCCAGCCAUGUUACGACGUAAUCAUGGUCAUAUCGUGAACAUAGCAAGCUCAACGGGUCUUGUGGGACUGAAGAAUCUUUCCGACUACAGUUCCUCGAAAUAUGGUAUUGUGGGCUUCACAGAGGUAUUACAUUAUGAGAUCAUAUUUUCCGGAUACAGUGGUGUACAUACGACCCUUGUGUGCCCCUCGUUUGUCAACACCAAGCUAUUCGAUGGCUGUAAAUACAGAUUUUCAGAUUCAUUCAUAUUUCCUAGACUGCUAUCUCCACUUGAAGUUAACCAAUGCGUGGACAGAAUCAUGCAAGCUGUAUUGACCAAUCAAAUCUUCGUUUGCAUACCAAGAAUCGUUUAUUUCUUUACUGCGCUGAAAACCGUUUUACCGGUGACAGCAAUGAACGCUCUCGUAAAAUAUCUCGGAGCAGCCCAGUUUAUGGACACGUAUGUUGGCAAACCAGAAUCAAGGAAUACGGACAUAAACAAUACUUUAGUUGAAAAUGGUAAUGACAAUCUCCCAAGGGACUCGGAUCGUGUUGAUGUUACGAGAAAGAAAGAUAUUUGAGUAUUUAUUUUUACAGAAUUGAAAUGUUUGUUUACAGAUGGUGCCUUAACAUAUUGUUUUGCUUCUAAAUAUAUUGUUGAUUUUGUUAUUGUAGCUCAUGUUAUUUAACCGUUUUGUAUUCUAUCAACUGAUUGACACGAAUGAGUGCACUCUUUGGUCGGCAAUAUAACAUUAUAAGAUUUUUAAGAUCGUUGUUUUCCUACAAGUAAUAAUGGCAAUUAAUACAUAUCGAGAAAAACUCAUAUUACACACUUUGGUUGCCUCGCAUUCAAUACCAAUAUAAUGCAUAAAUUGGUUUUAUUCCUUAUUCAUAUGGAAAUACAAUUUUAUUUAAGACUAGUGCUUGUUAAUAUAUCUUUUUUGUAACCGCUUUGAACGUUGAAAGAAAAAAAUAAGUAUUGAGGCAAUUUUGUCUUUUUUUCCCCAGUUAGUUUAUGUUAUAUAUAAAGAAUAUAACAGGAAUCGGGAAGGCUUGUUUGACUAGAUAAAGUACCCACUUGUUUAUUGUGGAAAUAACAAGUGCUCUUUUAGAUAUACAUGUACUGAACAUUUCGAGAGACUCCAAAGAAGUUAAUCAAUAUUUACAUCAAAAUACAUAAAUUUUUAUUUUGCUAAAUUCACAUCAAUUGUGAUUGAUGCGUCUCGGUUGUUUCUUGUCAGAAAUCACUCUAUAGGGAAAUGAAAUAAUGUAGACAACGGGAUCAAUUGUUAUUAGGGUUACAUAAUAUUAUACAUGUUGUUUGAUAUUUAUUUUGUAUUUAUAGAUGUUCAUGAAUUUGAAUUUUUAAACAGUUUUACUGCAAAUAAUCAUAUCGGUGUGUGUAUAUAUAAUUAUAUUAUUCUUUAAAAGAACCAAUAAUUCAUGAGUUUAGUUUUAACAUGUUUUAUUUCGGAUGCAUUUGUAUGAGGGAAGCUAAAAGUUCAUUUAACCCUUUUUCGUGAUCACCUGAUUCCUUGUAAACCAGUUCUGACAUUAUAUCAGGAAACGUGGUUGUGACGGAAAUAGGGCUCGAACUAACGGUCCCAGGGUUGAGAGACUGACACCUUUACCACUUUUGUCUGCUCACUUUUGAUUUUAAUGAUAAUAAGUCAUCCCAAAUUCAAUAUAGGAUAAAAUUAUAUUGCCAGUGACUUUCGUUUCUUUCAUGUGAGUAAGCUAUCCUGCCACCUCACGGAAGGUCGGUGGUUCUAUUCAGGUGCUUGUUCGUGUCAGAAAAAAAGCACCAGGAGUGCUUUAAAGCGCAGGGGACUCUGCAAAACCACAUAUAUCAAACACAUAUAAUGCGUAUCUUUUCGUCCGACAUAACCAUUCGUUUAUGAAUUAUCCAUACUAAACAUAAGAGUAUUUAUGGACUGACAUAGUUUUUCAUUUUGUUUUUCGCAUGAGAAAGUUUGUUUUUCGUUUUUAUAUUUUUUAUGACAUUAUUCAGCAUUUUUUUCAAAUGGUAAUCUUUUGAAAGAUCUCAUCAAAAUAAUUAUACUUUUUAUUUAUUCACAAAAGUAGUAUAGGCGUCUUUACGCCUAUACUACUCACAAAUACUUUUUAAAGGCCUUUUUAUUGUAUCUGGAUUUUUUUUAAUGCAAUGCAUUUAAAAAUAUAUUCUUUUUAUUGUGCCGUAUUGUUAUGUAAUUAUCAUUUGCUGAAAUUAAAGCAGUCAUACUU